Molecule: messenger RNA, 2879 nt
Organism: Arabidopsis arenosa
Lineage: Eukaryota; Viridiplantae; Streptophyta; Magnoliopsida; Brassicales; Brassicaceae
Source: the annotation of a GenBank genome assembly
UUGACGUUUGCGCUUUCUUUCUUCCAUUUUUCUCAUCCCGCCUUUCUCUCUCUCUGAAAACCCUAAGUACACUCGUCUUCUUCCAUUCUCUCACCACCAGAAAUUCCUCCAGCGAGAUUGAUAAUCAGCACCGCCUCACUUCCAAGUUCGACGGUUUCCCCAAGCGAGGCUAGAGCCAAGUCGGAAAAUGGCGGAUAUCGACCUUCCUUCUAGACUUUUUGCGGAUAGAGAAGAGCCUGCCGGUGAUCGUGUUAACAUGUACUUUAAGCUCAACACCAUCAAAGCCGUUCUCAAGGCCCUGACCCCUAAGGAGAUCGAAACCAUUCGCCCUUGCUUUGGGACUUUACUAGAUCUCUAUUCCAAGCCGGUUUUCUCCGGCAAGUUGGCCCACUUUCUCUUGACGCGCCAGUUGAGUGUGAUUAAACGCCAUGAGAUUUGGAUUGUAUUCGCUGGAAAACCGAUCAGAUUCUCUUUACGUGAAUUCGGUCUCGUCACUGGUCUUAACUGCAACCCUCUCCCCCCUCUCGACAAGUCUCUUAUUAAGUCACCUCCCGGUGUGACGCCUUACUGGUUCACACUCUUUGGUGGGGAGGAGUGGGUCACCGGCGAGAUGUUGUUGACCAAACUUCGGAGGUCCAAGGCGUUAGACAGUGACAUACGUAUCAAGUAUGCUUGUUUGCUUCUGGUGGAUGGGUUUCUGUCUCGGCGUUCUUACCACAUGAAGAUCCCCAAAUCUCAUGUUGAGAUGAUUCGUGACCUUGAUGUUUUUUUGGCAUACCCGUGGGGUCGCUACAGUUUUGACCUAACUAUGCGUUGCAUAAAAUCCCGAUCGGUAAGUCAGCUUGCGCAGGCCACUGUUGCGAUCCAAGGUUUCAUUCACGCUCUGGUUCUUGUAUUCGUCGAGGCGGUACCGGCAGUUCUUUCCACUGUUGCUGCUGGGACUGAUCCCGAGUCCGGUGAUGACGACCCGUUCCCAGUUAUUUAUCUCAAUUUGGACACUGUGUGGGACCUUGAUGGAGAAGAAGAGGUUGAUGUUCGCGCUAUAAUUCCGUCAGAUCCAUUGCAGUCUGGUCUCGAAGAUUGUAGCUGGCCUGAUGAAGUUGGUGAUCCCUGUGUUGAUUUGAUUUUACAGCAAUGGGAAGAUGGAGCAAAUUUCAGGCGCGGGAUGUUUGGAGGUGGUAUUAGAGCGUCUGAUGUCCAAGUUGAUCCUCCUCCUCGUGUCAUUUCUAAGAGUUCUAAAGGUAAACGCAAACUCCGUUCCAAAGUGGCUGAAUCUUCCCAGUCUAGAGGGGAAUCUUCCCGUUCUAAGAAGUCAAAGAUCCGCUGUCCCCGUCCCAGUACUUCCACUGCUGAACCCUCUAUUCUCGAAGCUGUGGCUGCUCAAAUCAAAGCCGGGUUGAAGGAAGGUCAGACCGAUGUUUUUGCUCAUGUUUGUGUUGAACUAAAAUCUAUGGAGUUAAGGUUAGAGCGUUCAAUGAAAGCCAAUAUUUCCUCUGCGGUGUCUGCGGCAAUAAGUGACCACCUCGUCGUUGGUAAGGUGCUUCGCGAAGUUAUUGGCGGAUCUGGUCAGCCGUAUGAACCGACUACCAAGGAUAUUCCUCCUGUCAAUCCCCAAACUGACUUGCAGCCACCGCAGGCUGUCAUACCAACCCAAAAUACUGACCUUCAAAACCAGCAACAUCCUCAGCCGCAGGCUGUCAUUCCAACCCCAAAUACAGACCAUCAAAACCAGCCCUUUCCUCAGCCGCAGCCACAAUUCCCUUGCAACUUAAAUGAAGGAGUUUUGGAACAACCUGAUGCUGAAGAGUCUGUCCAAGAGGGUGAAGCUUCUUCUACUGGCUCUGAAUCUCGCAGUCGGUCUCAGCAGUCUGAGCAUGCAAAUCAGGAAAGCCUUCCUAAUGGGGAUGGUGCAGAUUCUGCUGAUGGGGUUGUGUCAGCUGAAGCAUCACCAAUGUCUGACAAGUUUAAGCAGCUCAUGGCUACUGUCAAACCCCAAAUGAAUUUUGUGUUUGGCGAGGGGGUGGUUCUCCAGGGUUGCGAUCUCUUGAAAAUACCCACUCUCAUUUCACCUGAACACCCAGAGGUCAUGGACGCGUGUGUCAGUGUUUUGCGUGAAUCGCUCUUCCACAAUAAUGACCCAGACACUGACUCUCGUGCAGACCUGCUGCCUUGCAAGUUCCAUGGUUCUCUUGCUGUUCUUUAUGGCAAAUUCAAGAAAUGCAGACGCAAAGAAAGCUUCGAGUUUGACUCUGCUAUCAUUGGUGAUAUAGCUGCGCGGUUCAAAGCCACUGGUACGGAGUGGCUCACUGACAUUGACUCUUUGCUCUCUCCGUUUAACAUUGAUAAGAACCGCUGGAUAGCGGUCCAUAUUGACCUGUCUUCUCACAGCCUGACGGUGUUUGAUCCAACCGCUGCAGCGCGCCGUGGCUCGCGUCUUAAGCCAGAGCUUGAGUUCAUCUGUGAGAUGUUUCCCUACUUAGUCCGCACAGUUGGCCAGAAUGAGGCCCAAAAAAAUUAUCCCCUUCAUCCGCUAUCUUUCACUAGAAACACCCGCGUAUCCCAAGCUUCCACACUUGCCACCAGUGGGAUGUUAUCCCUGUUCUUUCUAGAAGCUUACGCCACUGGAGGUUUUGAGAAGGUUCUUUUGGUCAAGGAGUCUGGUUUGCGUCAACGGGCUGAACUUCUGGCUGUUGAAAUGUUCGAACAUUGUCUCGGUGAUCUAGAUGCGGCUUGAAGUUGAGUUUGGCGUAUUGUUGUACUCUAGUGUCUAUCUAUCCCUUUCUCUCUUUUCUUAUCCCACCUGAACUUUAUAACUCUGAUUUUUGUAGUACCUUAUGUGGUUGCUGCUUUAUUUUUCGUAUUUGGAUAUUGUUUUAGAU